GUGUCCCUCGGACACAGCGGAUCACCAAUCCAUGGAAAGAGCCAAAGAUGUCAGCUCAGUCAUGUGAUCAGCUGUGUCCAAUCACAGCUGAUCACAUGGGACAUGUACACUGAUCAUCAGAGCACUGAUGAUCAGUGUGCCCUGAUGAUCAGUGUAGCCCCAGCAGUGCCACCUGCCAGUGCCCAUCAGUGCCACAUCAAUGCCACAUUUCAGUGCCUACCAGUGCACAUCAAUGCCACAUAUCAGUGCCCAUCUGAGCUGCCUUUCAGUGUCACCCAUCAGUGCCAGUCAGUGCCACCUAUCAAUGCCAAUCAGUGCCACCUAUCAGUGCUGCCAAUCAGUGCCACCUAUCAGUGCCAGUCAGUACCGCCUAUCAGUGCCAGUCAGUGCCGCCUAUCAGUGUGCAUCAGUGUCGCCUAUCAGUGCCUAUCAGUG
Molecule: messenger RNA, 435 nt
Organism: Staurois parvus
Lineage: Eukaryota; Metazoa; Chordata; Amphibia; Anura; Ranidae
Source: the annotation of a GenBank genome assembly